AUGUCGACUUUGGAUUCGCUCAUCAUUCGAUGUGCCAAGCAAAUAUACCACAAUCUCAAAUUAACCAGCCGUAUUCAGAUACUGAAUAAUGCAACACCAGCUACCACUUUACCUGAGGAAGUUGUUAAAAUGCAGCAAAUGAUUGUAAUUGCAGAUAGAGCGACGUUGGAGAGAAUCGUCAGGUCGUUCUUGCAGGACACAAGGCCAAACAAGACCAUUCAGGACUUUAUGGCUCUCAUGAAUCAAGAGCUACAAAGGCUUGUUGGUGAGGACGAUGAUUUUGAUAUUGAAUUUGACGAUGACUUUGACGACGACAUUUACCUUGGCAUGUGCAGUGAAGCAAUGGACACUGUGCCUGACUGCAAAAAGAGAGCAAGAUCGACUGAUGACACUGCAGCAUUACACAAACGACUUAAAAUACCAACACCUGUUACUACACCAAAAGCCAUCAGCUUGGAGCCAGAGUCCAUUGAUCUGACUGCCUCACCAAAAGCAAUCAAUGCGAAGCCUAAACUUAUUGAUAUAACUGCAACAACAUCAGGCCCUUCACGACAUACCACGAAAAGCAUGCCUACUGCACUGACAGCAGAGUCUUGCUUUACCAAUGACACGGCCAGAGGUGAUACACACAACAUCAUCUGCAACCCUCAGAGCACAGCAAAGCUCUUGAACGGCGUGCCUUGGGUGAUUCUGUUUGAAAUCGCUCGUUUUGUGCAAGCAUUUCAAGUGGAAUGGACCCAGAUACCAUUUGACGCCUUUCAAUCGUUUCUCAAUGUAGGUUACAAUGAACCUGCGCAACUAUACGACACCAUGAUCAAGUGGAAUCAGGAGACGCGGUUGGGGAUUAAGAUCAACGGCUCUGCCUAUACCGUCAUGGACAGAUGCCACGAGAAUGUGUGGGUCUAUUUCAAGCCGCUGCAAAAGUCCACCACAGCGUCAGCAACACCGUUGACACCACUUCCUUCUGCUUUGGAUGCAAACUUUGAAUUGCACACCAAGGAUCAAAAUGCUCGCAUAAAGAACCGCAUGGUUCACUACAGCGGGCUCAUCACAUGGAAGAAAUCAGAUCUGCCUCCCACCAUCUCACUGCGAGCACCCAAAGUGGAGGCUUCCAACAGAUUCUUUCGCAAAUUUGGUCAAGACAGAUUUCUAGAGCUCAAGCUAGGCAAGAACACACAUGUCGCUAUUCUCAAGCAACACAAAGCGUUCUUUCUGAAGCCGUUUCUGCUGAUGCAUCGAGUGUUUCGAUUUCUGUUUGUCAAGGAUGACACCGUCAUUCUGUUUGCAACCGAAGGCGUGGAUUUGGAGCCCAUCAGUAUUCAGCAGGUCAUUGAGUGGCAUAUGCCUAUAGCAGAGAAUUGGGACAUGUCCAUGAGCAAAUACGCGAGCCGCAUGUCGCUUGGUUACAGUAGCAGUAUUCCAACAUUGGAGUUCAAGCCUGAGGAAAUCAUCUACAUUGACGAUGUCUAUGGAUUCACCGGCUCUAACAGCAAUGAAAGCAACUGUAUGACCGAUGGCUGCGGCAUCAUUUCCUGUUCUGCUAUGAAAAAAAUCAUGGGCUGUCAAGCAACAGAUGAACUGCCUUGCGCUAUUCAGGGCCGUAUUGCAGGUGCCAAGGGUGUGUGGAUCAUUGAGCCUGAUUUGGAUUUUACGACGGGUGAUUAUAUCAAGAUUCGCAAAAGUCAGGACAAGUUCAAGACAGGCUUGCCACAGGGCGAUCUUACGCUGGAUCCUCAUCACUACACAUUUGAUCUGGUCAAGAACUCAAUUCUGGUUUAUCCGUCCAACUUGAACACGCAGUUCAUUCAAUGCCUUUCUCAUGGCGGCGUGGCUCAUUCCGUCUUUAUCAUCAUCCUCAAAGAGUACAUUCAUCAACUGGCAGCAAUUGUUACGGAAAAUCAGAGUGUCAAGCUGCUGAGAGAUUGGGUAGCCAAGUGCGGAAAGAUCAUGAUGGGUCGAUGGGAGGCUGAGACAAGCAGUGAAAAGGGCCUCUGGAAGGAUUUAGUCAAUGGCGGCGCAGGUGGUAUAGACGAUGAAAACGACAGCGGAUUCUUUACGCUGGACUCGCCUGACGAUGUGCACUCGACAGAAGGCGACCCACACGAUAGCUCAACAGGAGAGGAAAAGGGUCUUGGCAAACUGCAAUUGGACAACAAGGAGAACCACUUUGCAAGACUCAACAAAUACUCUGGCUUCCCUGCCAGUCUACACGAGUCCAUUGUGCGAUUGCUGGAUGCCGGAUUUGAUUUGUCCAACGCAUAUGUAGCUACUCGAGUCACUAUGGUGUUUCGUCAAAUUAUGCAAGCCAUCACGACCAAAUACAAGAUUGAGGUGCCUCAGUCAUGCACUGUCACUUGUGUUCCUGAUCCAACAGGCACAUUGGAACCUGGCGAGAUUUUCCUGCAGCUGUCAAACAGACGAGUCGACGAGAAAACUGGUAUUCGUGCUGGUCAGAUACUCGGUGAUGUGAUCGUUACUCGUAAUCCGUGUGCCCUAGCUAGCGACGUACAAAAAGUAAAAGCAGUGGACUGCACUGCACUGAGAAUGUACUCUGAUCUGGCCAUCUUUUCCAUCAAGGGAGAGACUUCAUUGGCUAGUCAACUGAGUGGUGGUGAUUAUGAUGGUGAUAUUGUAUUCUGUUGCUGGGAUGAACGUAUCGUGGAGCCCUUCAUGUCGAAGCCCGUACCUCCUCCAUGCAAACGAGCGGAGGAAGCAUUUGAAAAGGACAAGAGCACGGUGGGUAAGGAAGUGGGGUCUCAUAAAGACACUGAAAAAGUCAUUCAAAGCAACUUUCUCUCUGUUGCUAUUCCUGAUGGCACGCUGGGUGUUUAUGAAAACUGGAGAACCGUGCUAGCUGAGAGUUCCUCUCUGGACCAUCCUGAUGUGGUGUACCUGGGUCACAUGUGUUCCAAGCUGGUGGAUGCUACUAAACAAGGCCUUAGUCUCAAAGCAACUGCAAAGAAGCGAGAUCGAGCCAAUUUCUCCGAGAUUCCUCAUCCACCCUGGUUCAUGGACAAGAAAAACAAGCAGCGUGGAUCUACGUUUCGAAGCUACAAAGAGGCCAACAAUGUGUAUACGCUGGAAGGUGCUCCCUGUACAACGACCAUGGACUACUUGUACGAUACACUGCUAAAAGAAACCACAGCAUUCACCAAAUACUCUCGCAGUAUGUUUUGUGAUGACGAUGUCCCCUUGAAAGAUUCUCAUCUUAUUGCGCCAUGGCUCAAGGCCAACGAACUAGCCACGCAGCUCAACGAUGAAGCACUUAUGGCUGAUUUGAAGCUGAUAGCACAAGCCGUAGAGAACAACAAAAAAGAGUACAAUGAACAAUGCACAAAACUAGAUUUGCAAAAGCAACGUUAUCUGGAGAAUAUUUCGAAUCCAGCGAGAUACGUGGAUGAAAAGUACAUUGAAGAGUUCCAGAGUCAAUUCAACAGCCAUUUCGAACUGGAAGAGUACUUUGCAAAGGAUUUCAUGGAGAAUCCACCUACACAGAGUCUGAAAUCAAACAUCAUGACAUUCGACGUGCAGGUCAAUGGUGGAAGACAGCUGCAGAGUAUCAAAGCAAGUUACGCAUACAAGAUAUCCAUCAGUGCCAACAAGUAUGCCAAAUACUGCUAUUUGGUCGCAUUUGAUCAUCUGAGACGUAUCAAGGCAGAUGCUGUGGCGAAACAAUACAAUGAAAAUGGUAUUGCAGAAAGUCUAUCGACUUCGGCUUACAAGUGCAUGACGAUUGAUCGAAAAUGGAUAAAGAAGAUGAAGGAGUCAAAUUACACUGAAAGUGCUGACCGAGUUAGAUUGUCUACCGAUUUUAUAGCUAAAAAAUAA
Molecule: messenger RNA, 3828 nt
Organism: Mucor velutinosus
Lineage: Eukaryota; Fungi; Mucoromycota; Mucoromycetes; Mucorales; Mucoraceae
Exons: 3
Coding region: 1-3828 (1275 amino acids)
Biological process (GO): siRNA processing
Cellular component (GO): nuclear RNA-directed RNA polymerase complex
Molecular function (GO): RNA-directed RNA polymerase activity
Source: RefSeq, a predicted model, not a curated record